CAUCGCGCACCGACGCCUCGCGUCGCACUGUUGAUCUGGAUGCGAUUAGACUCCUUGCAAUUCAAUAAGCAAUCGGACCUGUCCAAAAGCUCGGUCAACUUUCUUUUCACUUCUCUUGCACGGUCGGGGAAAACAGCAAAGAGCUUUGAACUGUUGUCGGAUACCUCCAUUUGGAUCAACAUCACAUUCUCAAUCGCCGUUGACAUGCAAAUUCACAUCGCCAGCAUCCUGGUGUGCGGGGUGUCAAUGGUGUCGACCAUGUUUAAUGUAUCAGAGGACCGGGCACACUGCCCACUGGGCUACUUCCCCUGUGGAAACCUCAGUACCUGCCUUCCUCAGCUGCUACACUGCAACGGUGUGGAUGACUGCGAGAAUCAGGCAGAUGAGGAGAAUUGUGGGGACAAUAACGGAUGGCCACAUCUCUUUGAUAACUAUUUUGGCAUCCCCAGCAAUAACCUUGGGGCCAAGUCAAACGCCUGCUUGCUUGGAACCGUCCCAGCUGAGUGCCAGUGCAGAGAUCUGGAGCUGGACUGUGACGGUGCACACUUCAAAGACGUACCCACUGUAUCAGUUAAUGUCACCAUGAUGUCUCUCCAGAGGAACUGGUUGAGAAAGCUGAAUCCUGAUAUGUUCUUCAACUACCAGAGCCUUCAAAAGCUAUAUCUCCAGCACAACCGAAUUAAGGUGGUGCACACCCGUGCUUUUAGAGGUCUCUACAAUCUUACGAGACUAUAUCUUAGCUACAAUCGAAUCACCACUUUACUUCCUGGAGUAUUUCAGGACUUGCACAAAUUAGAAUGGCUGAUUCUGGAGAACAACAAUAUUCAGCACAUCACAUCUUUGACCUUCUCUGGUUUGCAUUCACUCGUGCUCCUAGUCUUACUAAACAAUGCUCUCACAAAGCUUGAUGAUAUAUGCUUGGAGAUGCCACGAUUAAACUGGCUAGACAUUGAAGGAAAUAAGAUAGAAACCGUGGGAAAUCUUACCUUCAGGUCCUGUAACAUGUUAACAGUGCUGGUCCUCCAGAGGAACCACAUUAGUUACAUCCACGAGCGGGCUUUCUCUCUUCUUCCAAAGUUGGGCGAGCUAGAUUUGUCCAGUAACAGAAUUGAAGUGAUUCCUCCUGAUAUUUUCAUCAGUCUUGGAGAUUUGCUUCAGCUGAAUAUUUCACACAAUCCCAUCUUGGACUUGAGAGUGGACCAUUUUCACAAGUUGCAUAAGCUCAAGUCACUGAGCAUUGAAGGAAUUGAAAUUGGGAACAUCCACAGACAGAUGUUUGGGCCUCUCAGAAACCUGACUCACAUCUAUUUUAAGAAGUUUCAGUAUUGUGGAUAUGCGCCUCACGUCCGCAGCUGCAAACCCAACACCGAUGGCAUCUCAUCUUUCGAGGACCUGUUGGCUAACAUCGUGCUGCGUGUCUUUGUCUGGGUUGUCUCGGCAACAACUUGCUUCGGCAACAUCUUUGUGAUCUGCAUGCGGUCCUACAUUCGAUCGGAGAACAAGCUUCAUGCCAUGUGCAUCAUCUCCUUAUGCUGUGCAGAUGGUUUGAUGGGCGUCUACCUCUUCAUGAUCGGAGCUUAUGACCUGAAGUUUCGUGGCGAGUAUAACCGUCACGCCCAAGCCUGGAUGGAUAGCACAUCGUGCCAGGUGAUUGGAUCUCUAGCCAUGCUCUCCACUGAAGUCUCAGUGCUGCUCCUAACCUACCUCACCCUGGAGAAAUACAUCUGUAUCGUCUACCCGUUCCGCUACCUGACCCCGGGUCGCAGACGCACCGUGACUAUUCUGGUGGCCAUCUGGAUUUUGGGAUUCAUCAUUGCCUUUCUGCCUCUGGUCUUGAAAGGAGUGUUCAAAAAUUUUUAUGGAACCAAUGGCGUAUGUUUCCCUUUGCAUUCGGAGCAGCCGGAAACACUCGGUGCGCAAAUUUACUCCAUCGUCAUUUUUCUUGGUCUGAAUCUGGUGGCUUUUCUCAUCAUCGUGCUGUCCUAUGGAAGCAUGUUUUACAAUAUCCAGAGAACAGGAACACAGACGACCAAAUACAGCAACCACAUCAAGAAAGAGCUGACAAUUGCCAAACGCUUUUUCUCCAUCGUGAUCACUGAUUCGUUGUGCUGGAUUCCAAUUUUCAUCCUCAAGAUCCUGUCGCUAAUGGAGGUCGAAAUUCCUGGAACCAUCAGUUCGUGGGUUGUUAUCUUUAUUCUGCCCAUCAACAGCGCUCUGAACCCCAUUUUGUACACGCUGACUACGCGGCCCUUUAAAGAGACGCUGCUGCAGGUGUGGUCCAACUACAGACAGCGAAGACCCCUCCUCAGCAGCCACCCCGUGCAUUUGCCUUCAUUCACAUGGCAGGAAAUGUGGCCACUGCAGGAAAACAGUCAAUCACUCUGCUCACCUGACUACCUGCCACACCCAUCUGAAAUGUCCAAUACCUCUGGGACGAACCAGUUAGUGCCUGUGGAAGAGUCAAACGGGACGUGAGGUAGUCCGGUUGGAGUCCUGCAGUCCACUCCACCUCAUAGCCAGGGUUCAUGAUACCUAAGCAUACAUUUUUGUAUGUUUGUUGAUGUUUACAUGCAUGAUCUUACUACAGGGAUCAUAAAGACACACUGCAUAUAAGGAAU
Molecule: messenger RNA, 2618 nt
Organism: Triplophysa rosa
Lineage: Eukaryota; Metazoa; Chordata; Actinopteri; Cypriniformes; Nemacheilidae
Gene: rxfp1
Product: relaxin family peptide receptor 1
Exons: 18
Coding region: 40-2475 (811 amino acids)
Biological process (GO): G protein-coupled receptor signaling pathway
Cellular component (GO): membrane
Molecular function (GO): protein binding; G protein-coupled receptor activity
Source: RefSeq, a predicted model, not a curated record